Momordica charantia (bitter melon) is the source of this 701-nucleotide messenger RNA. RefSeq lists its product as uncharacterized. NCBI's taxonomy places the organism in Eukaryota, Viridiplantae, Streptophyta, Magnoliopsida, Cucurbitales, Cucurbitaceae. The record is from RefSeq and is a predicted model, not a curated record.
GUUUGAAUGCUUCCGCUGGGAGCAUCACUGAUGAGGCAAGAAUGGAAGUGGUGGAGCUUGUGAUUUCGAGGGAAAUUUACAACAUCAAUUUCCAUCUCUCAGAUGCGAGGGUUUAUAAYGAGAAACCCCUUUUGGUGGCCACUGGAACUGAUGAGAAUUUGAAAGAUGCAGCUGAAAAAGUGAGUGUGAAGCUGUCUUAUGAGGACACUGUGACCACAACUUGGAAGUCUUCUAUAUCGACCAAAUUUGGGGUUAAAGUGACUGUGGAAACUGGGGUUCCUAAGAUUUCUGAAGGGGAGAUUGAGAUUUCUGCUGAGUUUCAGGAGGAAUAUGAAUGGGGAGGAAGCCAACAGACCAAAACUCAUGUGGAGGUGACCCACGACGUGACGGUGCCUGCAUGGAGCAAAGUGAGGGGCAGCAUAAUUGCCACUCAAGCUAUCUGUGAUGUUCCUUUCUCUUACACUCAACGGGAUAAGCUUAUGAAUGGAAGAUCAGUUAUUAGUCGUCUUGAUGAUGGUAUUUUUACUGGCGUCAAUUGCUACAACUACCAAUUUCUGGCUGAAGAAAUCUGAUGAGUUUAUAAAUUCCCUAAUUGGUAAUAUAUGUAAGAGAGAACUUGUUUUUCCUUCUUUUGUUUGUCUCUUUGUAAUGCUUGGAGCAGUGGCUUACAUGAAUGAAAUUGUGUUGUUUGUAGUUACCUU